AUGCCAGAAGACGAGUACGGCGGCGAAAGCGAUUUAGAACACGAUGCACUAUCUGUAAUAGGGGCGUACAAAGGCCAACGUAAUAGCGACGACGAGCGACACGGAUUCGGAAAAGCCAUCUUACCAAACGGCGACGCCUAUGUAGGGACGUAUAAAAACGGACAGAGGCACGGCCGCGGGCAGUACAGAUUUGUGAACGGUGCCAUUUACCAGGGUUGUUAUAGGGAUGGUCUGAGGAACGGAAAAGGAGUGAUGGUUUAUAAUGACAAGAGCAAAUAUGAAGGUUUUUGGAUAGACAAUAAAAAAGAUGGAGAAGGGGUUUUCAAGUUCAAAAACAACGACAAGUUUUCCGGGUCGUGGAAAUCUGAUAUGAAACAUGGAUUGGGAACCUAUACGUUUUGUAAGACCGGAGCCGUAUUGAAGGGAUUGUGGCUGAACGACAAAAAAGUCAAAAACUUUCAAGUUUUCUAUCCGAUUGGUGACGGUACUGGUUUCACUUUUCACGGCACGUGGGAUGAUAACGAGUUGGUUGCCGGGAAAGGAUAUUUUGUGUUCGAACAUUUGAAGUGCAUGCAAAGUGGCAUAUACAUUGAAAACCCAUUUUACAAAAACACUGAAUCAGUUGAACUACAAAACAAGAUAUGCAAGUCUUUGUGGUUGUCAAACAAAAUACUGCCGAUCAUCGGUGGCAUGUUGCCACGUCUGCCAAAAACGAGGUCAGUGGCUAGAGCGAGGUCUUCGUGCGACACCAGUUUUCUGUUAUCUGACAAAAUGUCUGAGGUUGAUGUCCAGGGGCUGACUUCGAGUCACAUGGAAAUGUACGAGCACAAAGACGACCUUUGGGCUGAAAUGGAAGAACUGGAAACCGAGUCGAGGCUCAAUCUGCAGGAAGCCGAUGCAAAGUCGUCGAAUUAUAAUGAUCAAACCGAAUGACAUAAUUACCUAUAA
Messenger RNA from Myzus persicae (green peach aphid), 948 nucleotides. Its product is annotated as radial spoke head 1 homolog. Bases 1 to 933 code for a protein of 310 amino acids. Lineage: Eukaryota; Metazoa; Arthropoda; Insecta; Hemiptera; Aphididae. The transcript is spliced from 5 exons. The record is from RefSeq and is a predicted model, not a curated record.